CUCGUUUCCAACAAGAUGCCUUAUUUCACAAAACUCCUUUUAUUAAUUUUCUGCUUAGUUCUUCUCGUGGAAAGCAGAAGGCACAGGAGGAGGAGGUGGACGACCCAUCCGGAUGUGCAGAGGGCAAGCCACAUCUUUAAGAGGAAUCGGGACUUGACCAAGGCCUGGAGAGGAAAGACGGAGCAGCUGCUCAGAGUGGACGAACACGACUUCACCAUGCGGCCGGCCUUUGGAGGCCCUGCCAUUCCUGUUGGGGUGGAUGUGCAAGUUGAAAGCUUGGACAGUAUUUCUGAGGUUGACAUGGAUUUCACCAUGACCUUGUACUUAAGGCACUACUGGAAGGACGAGCGUCUCUCGUUUCCCAGCACCAACAACAAGAGCAUGACCUUUGAUGGCAGGCUGGUGAAGAAGAUCUGGGUCCCUGAUGUCUUCUUUGUGCAUUCCAAGAGGUCCUUCAUCCAUGACACCACCACGGACAACAUCAUGCUGCGAGUGUUCCCCGAUGGGCACGUCCUCUACAGCAUGAGGGUCACAGUGACAGCAAUGUGCAACAUGGACUUCAGCCACUUUCCCCUGGACUCUCAGACAUGUUCUCUGGAGCUGGAAAGCUAUGCUUACACUGAUGAAGAUCUGAUGCUGUAUUGGAAAAAUGGGAAUGAAUCUCUGAAAACUGAUGAAAAAAUUUCUUUGUCUCAGUUUUUGAUACAAAAGUUCCACACCACAUCAAGACUGGCUUUCUACAGUAGCACAGGUUGGUACAAUCGCCUCUAUAUAAACUUCACCUUACGCCGACACAUCUUCUUCUUCCUGCUCCAAACCUACUUCCCUGCCACUCUCAUGGUCAUGCUGUCCUGGGUGUCCUUCUGGAUCGACCGACGAGCAGUUCCUGCCAGAGUCUCUUUGGGGAUAACCACUGUGCUGACCAUGUCCACGAUCAUCACUGGGGUGAAUGCCUCCAUGCCUCGUGUUUCCUACAUCAAAGCAGUGGACAUUUACCUGUGGGUCAGUUUUGUGUUUGUCUUCCUAUCGGUGCUGGAAUAUGCAGCUGUGAAUUACCUGACAACAGUGCAAGAGCGGAAGGAGAGGAAACUGCGGGAGAGGUUUUCGUGUUCGUGUGGAAUACCUCACUCGAAAACUAUGAUGCUGGAUGGAAACUACAGUGAAUCUGAUGCCAACAGCCUGGCAGGGUACACGAGAAACCAGAUGGCAGCAGAAGAGGAAAAACCAGAAAAGAUGGUUGUGCAUCUAGCCAUGAGCAAUGAAUCCAAUUCAUCAAGGAAGAGAGGCCUGAAGGGCCACGUGGGCUUGCGCAUCAUCCAGAACACUCAUGCAAUUGAUAAAUAUUCAAGGUUAAUAUUCCCAGGCACCUAUAUAUUUUUUAAUUUGAUAUAUUGGUCUGUCUUUAGCUAAGCAUGCUAGCACUUCUGAAUCAGAAGAUGUCUACAAAACACUCUUUUGUUGGUACUUUUUUUUUGGUCUAAUCUGGACACAAAACUAGAAACCUGAUUAUUGUAUUGCUUCUUUGAAGUGUAAAUGGGAGGACACAUCCCACAGGAGGCAAUUGCAUGUGCAGGCCUCAUGGAGGAACUCUCUGUGCUGGUUGGUUUCCAGCCCACCCCCUGCUUACGUGUGCUUUAUGACACAUGACAUUUCUCAUACUUGAAAAUACGUGUCCACCAUACAGCCAAAAGUGCUGGAUGCUCGUUUGGGGCUGGCCACACUGGUGGUGCCUGCUGUGCAAUGGACAACCAAAGACAAUGCUCAUGUGAGCUGUAAGGAAUUAAAUAAAUGCAACUUGUGUGGGGAGGUCUGGACAGUGCUUCUCCUGUAAGGAUACUGAAUGCUUUCCUUUACUUUUGAGAAAAUUACUUUCUUUUCUCUUUGGCAUAUAAACAUAACUUUUCUCCAUUGUUUUGUGAAGAACACCUCCUUUAAGGGUACAGAUUCUGCUUUCUGUCUGGACAGAACCUUCAUCAGUACCACUAGGACAGCUUGCCAGCCAGGAUCAGCUGGGCUGGCUACAGAGCACAGGUGGGAUGUUUGAGUCAGGGUUUUUUUCUAGAUUACAAAGUGAAGCCCACAGACAAACUGUACAUCCCAAUGUGCCUCUCCCAGUCAACACAAUGCCCUUCUGUUCAGGCAUUUGGGAUCAAAAGGGACGCAUGUCUGCCAGAACCUCUCUGCAGAAACAGAGGCAUGUCAGAGAUUAAAUGGCCAGGGAUAACACUGUGGGUCUAAGGUUGAUGUAAGUCCUUUGAAGAUGCUGCACAGCAUUGUAACACGCUUAUGUGCUUGGCAGUUCUUUUCCUAUCCUGUGAUAUCUCCUUUUCCUUUGCUAACAACACUGACAGCAAAACCCAAAUGCAGAAACAUGAUAGCAACACAACAGCAAUGCUCAGGUUUGUGUGCUCCUUAUUUUAAGAAAACACCAUGACUUUUUGGCUGUCGUGGAGAUUAUGUAUAUCAAAACACUUGUUUACCAAGCUGAAGCUGAGCAGUAGGGGCAGAGCUUGACAUGUGAAGAGCCAGGACUGAGGUUAGAAUAAAGAAAAAGCAAACAAAAAUACUGCUGUAACCAUAAUUAUUUGUCAACACAUGAAAUUUUCUGCUUACGUAGCAGGAAUUCUUACAUCCUAAAUCUCAGGGGAUGCAGAAAGUAGCAGAGAAAUGUCAACUCUUGGCUGUCAGCCAUACCCAGGUUUUCCCUUGUGCCUCAAAUAUUACUGCCUAAGUCAAGCUGAUUUAGAGGAAACAAAUUUGAUGAGAGAAGCUAAAAUUAACAACUAUGCUCCUCUUUAAUCAGCCAUGUUAAUAACUGACAUGAAUGGAGUUCUGUCUGGUCAUAAAAGUAAGAAACCACAGCCCUGAAGUUGCUGGCAAGAAGAGGAAGGACAGUGUCUGAGGGGCAGGACUGCCUAGCCUGCCUCUUGUCUCCUGAGCCACCAGGAGAGUGCAUUUACCACUCAUUGCUCAUGGAGCUGAAACCUGGAUAUGCCUCACAUCGACAGAUGGAGGUCACUACCAGAAAGACACAAAAAAUAUUAAAGAAAUAGACCACUCAUCUUUUGAGAGGUUAAACCCUGGGCAUAACUUCAGCAUUAGGUUAAAGCAUUAGUGCAUUCUUCAGCAUUAGCAGUUUUGAGUGUAAAACAGGAGCCAAUGUUCCAGCUGGCAGCAGGACAGUUGCAGCAAAGGGAAAGGCAGCCCAACUACAGCAUGAAGCCACCAGAGAGUUCAGGGAGUGAGAAGCUUGGUUCCUGUGCCCCUGUUUUGCCAGUCUUUGGGCAUUACCCACGGCACGUGCCAUUUAACCUCGCAGUGCCUCAGCUCCUCCAUCUGGGAAGUGAGGAGCACUAGGAUGUGCCUGCCUCAUAAGGGGCUCAGCAGGCUUAGAUAGCACGUGUGUGGGGCAUGCCUAUGAUUUCUGAGCAGGCCACCCAGUGGGAAUCCAGUUUUGUGUUAGUUACCAGUGAGUUCUUCAAAUGCAUGCUCUGAACCAGCCCAGCUGGAAGAAAGCAGGUAUCUCUCCUGCCUUAUGAUGCUGUUACAGCUCCCCUGCACUCCAAUGAUACUAAACCAGGGAUAAGUGUAGACAAACAGCCCAAAAGUGAGGACUGUCAACGAAUAAUGACUCUUGGCAUACAAUACCCAGGAAGCCCUAGUGCUUUACUUUGCCAUUUCUUUUUUUACACCUCCUGUUCCCUUAGAAGUUACGUGAUGGCAAAGAUGUCCUUUAGGUCCUCUCAUCUUUGUACUAGCAUUCCCAGUAGUUUUAAUAUCUAAUAGGCAUGUUUUGGAGAGGAUACCUUACUGUUAUUUUAUUUGCAUGUGUACAUAACUGAUAGACAUUGAUGUCUGCUUUUGUCAGCCUGUAAAACCAUCAAGAGGGUGUUUUUCCACUAAAGCAAAAAAAAAAAAAAAUCCCUCCUCUAUCUUAGGCAUUACUUAAGCUCAUUGUUAAUUGAAACACCAAAUUAAAAGUAUAGAUGCAAAUAAAGCCAAGUCUUCUCCUUCAGUCAGCAUUAUGAAUUGUAUUUUUCUGUUUAUUCAGAAGAGAGUGGCUAGGCAUGAAGUUAGAGCAGAUAUUUGAAGUGUGGCAUUGACAAUGUAUUUCACCUUUGAUUUCCCCUGGAUUACAAGGGACUCCAUGAGCAUUGUCUAACCUCCAGUUGCCAAAUCCCAAAACCAGUGCAUUGAGAGAGUGCCUGAAGCUGGGCUUGAAUGCUCUUUGAUGGAUACAACCCAGUUCUCUGAAGCACUGAGCAGAUGGACAAUGAACCCACUGAAGGAGAGGAUUUUCACAAGUGCACAGGAGAUUUGGGCAAAUUGAGGCCACUGGUGAAAAUGCGUUCUCUGGACGACUUGGUCCAAUUGCAAAGAGAGAAAAUGUCAGCUCUGCUCAUUCUAGGUUGGCUCCAUUGUAAUUUUACUUCUAACCAAAUAAUGUCUUUGAGAAAAAGCAACUGUAUAGAUAUGUGCACAUAUGUAUAAUGUGUGUGCAAGCAUAAUGUAUAGCCAAGGAAGACACUGGGAUGUGCACCUAUGUUCAAUAGUGCCCAUAUGUGAAAUUGUAACAUAUUGUAUGUAAAUUAUCAUUUAUUAUGCCCAGAAAACUUACUAUGUUGAAUGGAAAAAAGGCUCUUAUUGUCAGUCAGGGACCAAGAGAUGAGGUAUUGGCAAAAACAUGGGUUCUCUUACAUUAUUUUUCUGAAAAAGGAGGUAUUGAGAAGGAUACAAGCAAUAUGGAUGCUAAACUUGUGCAGUGGGUACAAUCCACUGUGCUGAUUGCUGUAAUCA
Molecule: messenger RNA, 4797 nt
Organism: Melospiza melodia melodia
Lineage: Eukaryota; Metazoa; Chordata; Aves; Passeriformes; Passerellidae
Product: gamma-aminobutyric acid receptor subunit rho-2
Exons: 9
Coding region: 16-1410 (464 amino acids)
Biological process (GO): chloride transmembrane transport; regulation of membrane potential; chemical synaptic transmission
Cellular component (GO): synapse; neuron projection; GABA-A receptor complex
Molecular function (GO): chloride channel activity; neurotransmitter receptor activity; extracellular ligand-gated monoatomic ion channel activity
Source: RefSeq, a predicted model, not a curated record